Molecule: messenger RNA, 768 nt
Organism: Sclerotinia borealis F-4128
Lineage: Eukaryota; Fungi; Ascomycota; Leotiomycetes; Helotiales; Sclerotiniaceae
Source: the annotation of a GenBank genome assembly
AUGUUCUGUUCGUCACUACGCAAAAGACAAGAAUGGGCUACGUUACCUUCCACAUUAGUAAUGGAAAAGAUGCCAAAAUGGCGAGAGGGAGCCAUCAACACUCAUGAUCUAUCACUUCCCAUCCCCGUAAGCAAAGAAGGCGAACAUGGGGUUUGUCGUAUGCUCUUGCUUUCUCCAUCUGAUAUGGAACCACCCGCAAACGCAUCCGCUCGAAUCGAAAGACUCUAUCACCAAACUGGGGGCCGCAAUGUAGGAAUUAUCUUCCUUCUUCACGAAAAAAAAGAUAAUGAUAAUGGGAUGAAAGAAUUUAUGAAACUUCGAAUCAGCCUCAUGUCCACUUUCCAAAUCCCAAUUCUGCCUUUAACCUCUGUCUCACAGCUCAUCGCAAUGGUGCAAUCAUUCCAGAGACAACUUUGUAUUAUUCCAUCCUCCUCCAAAAGAGUCGAUGCUCAAUAUGAGCUUCUGCCCUUCUGCAAUGUUGGGAAAGCCAUGACGGAGCAUACCAGGAAUAUUCUCAGUGAUAUCUCUCACAGCAUUCCAGAACUGGCCCAUACAGCUACUACGCCUGAUGGCCAAGAUCGGUUGAGGGAAUGGCUAUCAGAACCAGAACCUAAUCCUGAUGUGGCUGGGGAUGUUAUAGAUUUUAUGAAUAGUGGAAGCAAGAAUAUCUCCUCGAGUGAUAUACCACCUAUGCGAGCGAUUUACCUUCCGAAAUUGUCUUCGAGUGAUGGCGGAUUAAUGGAAAGAUUUGAGAAGAGAAGAGUCUAG